AUGGACCCCGACACAUUCUUUGCACCAAUCAGUCACAUCCUCCCACCACUUUCUUUGCGCGGUGUUCCGAUACACCCGGACAUUCCAUUUCCCGAAUUCUAUCCAAUCUUAAUGGAUUACCGUUUUCCGGUGGUAUUCUCCUUUUUAUACGCGUCUUUCGUCUCGUUCCUAAAUCCGAAAUCAAAUAAUGUUUCGAGGAUGGUCGCAAAACAGAAGGGACUGAAACAAACGAGUGUUAGCAAGAAGAGCGGAAAAUUGAUGACCUCCUUUGUAUUUUUCCAUAAUCUGGCCUUAUGCUUUUUUUCGGUUGUCACUUUUCUGUCGGUUGCACCGACUUUUCUCAAGAGUUUUUACAAGCAUCGCGACAACUUCUUGGACGCGUAUUGUGACCGAGAUGGCUGCUUUUGGAAUGAUGCUCUCGCCUAUUGGGACUACGAGAUAAUCGAUACCUUAAUAAUACUUCUAAAGGGACGUCGCUCAUCUUUACUACAAACUUACCAUCACUCCGGUGCAAUGAUAACGAUGUGGGCUGGUAUGAAUUUUAAGGCCGCCCCCAUCUGGAUUUUCGUAGUGUUCAACUCUUUCAUCCAUUCCAUUAUGUACGCUUACUAUGCCCUAACUAGCAUCGGUUUCAAUCCACCUGGCAAACAAUAUCUGACCAGAAUGCAAAUCACUCAGUUCCUCGUGGGCACUUCCCUUGCUAUUAGCUAUCUGUUUUUGGAUGAUUGUUUGAUUAACAGAGGUCAAGUGUUGGGCACCUACAUCAACCUUGCUUACCUGUUUCCCCUGAUUUAUCUAUUUGUGGAUUUUGCGAGAAAUAUGUAUAGUAAAAGUGCUGUUCGUCGUGUUGGCAGCACUGGCGUGGCAAAGAAAGAAUCCAUGUGA
Messenger RNA from Acaulospora colombiana, 885 nucleotides. The record is from the annotation of a GenBank genome assembly. Lineage: Eukaryota; Fungi; Glomeromycota; Glomeromycetes; Diversisporales; Acaulosporaceae.